ACUCUCAAGAGGUAAAGGUCUACAUUUAGCAGUAGACAGAAAGAAAACUUUUUUAAAGAAGAAACUUAGCUGUCUGUUUGAAGUCAUUAAAAUGUCAAUUUGAAAACCUUAAUUACUCGGUGUAUAAAAAAUUAUUUGCGGGAUUCUGACCAGAAUAAUCUUACACAUAGAAGGUUUAGAAAUAAGCGAUGGUUUCCCGCAUAUUCCGGCCGCCUUCCUUGGGCCGUGUGCGUUUGGCUUGCGUGGAGGAUGCGCCCAUUAUAUUUGAGUUGAUCAACGAAUCAAUGGCUAAAAACUUUCGUAUCCACGACACGUCGACCAUCGUUGAUCUUAUUGAGAACUGUAUACUGUCCAUUUGCCAACUCGACAUUAACGAGGCCAUAGUUGGAUGUCUAAUUGCUAAGGAUUAUCCACUUAUACCAGCAGUUCAUCCUAAAGCUUGGGAAGAGUAUAUCUGGACUAAGUAUAAAUCAGUAGAAUUGAACGCACGGAACACAAUAUUCUUGCAUCUUCUUUGCUGGAAUCCGACGUACAAUCGAGACGUAGUGGAUAAUAUGUUGAAAUCAAUCUUUAUGCAUGAUGCCUACGUUCACCAUAUUGGCAUGAUCAAGUCUUUAAUAAAUUAUUUAUUGCUGGUACCGGGACAAUCACGGUCAGAGUCAUCGUUCCGACGCGUACAGGUGAUGGAGCGUGGGAUACCUGGUGACCAGUUGCCCAUUCUUUGUAUCGCUGACCGGCAAGAGGUCUGUCCUCGGCUUCACAUAAGAAGAGCUGUGGAAGAAGAUAACGAUGAUAUAGUGCCAAUAAUAGAGCGGCACUCCGCACGACUACGGCAGUUGUACGGCGAGUUUUACAUCAGUGAGCUUAUAUCCCGGCAUCCCGAGUCUGACAGGGUGUUGCUUGUCUGUGAGGAUAAAGAACUUGCUGUUGGUGUAAUGUGCCUGAACACUCAGAUUAACUAUGAGGCGCUAGAAGAGAGUUUCGAACUAUCGCCAUUCGCUGGCCUCAGGCAUUUGGAUGACGAUCCUUCUCACAAACGAAGCAAGGAUAUGGAUUCUAAUGUGAGUUUUUCAGCCAGCACGACUUUCAAUGUGGAGGAUUUAGCGCAGGGUUCUAAUGAUCGAUUCAGUCGGAUGAAGGACACGACAGCUGGAGUGACAUGGAUGUGCGAUGAGGAUGAAUUUAGCCAAAUACGACCUGAUCACACAGCUGCUUCCUCCAAUAAGGUCCCUCCAGCUGCACCUAGUGCUCAGCUCGAUAUAUUCAAUCUUCUAGAAGACGAGGAGGAUGAACUGGACUUUGAUAUUGUCAAUAUUGACAUUCAUUUGUUGCGAGUACCUCAGAUGUUGACGUAUAAGGAUGCAGAGGGCGGACUGGCAGAUAGUAAGAUGAAAAAAUUGGAUGAAUCCGUGAAACACAACAAAGAAUUACAUGCGGAAGAGAAAAGCUGCAAGAGGGAAAAAUCUAAAAAGCAAAUUGCUUCAUUGGUCGCGAACAUCCCGGAGCCUGUACGUUAUUCGGGGAAGCCUAAUGCCUUUCUAAUAGAAGUUUUUGCUAUGCACCCCGAUUAUGACGAAAGAUUAGGUUUUGACAUACUAGAGGCCGCUUUCGAGUUGUUCCCCAACCGUGACUACUGCGUCAUGUGCCUCCCCUCCAAUCACCCGUCCUUCCCCCUACUCGAACAUUUUACGUUAGUUACACCAUACAGCGCGCGUAUGAGGUUUGUUAAUGCGACACUAUACAUUGCCCAUGUGAAUUCAGUAAGAGGGGACGUCCGCGUACGCCCUGGCGAAGCAAGUGACCUCAAUAGCCUUAGUGGUAUAGUGGAGCACACGCCACGAGCCCAGCCGCUGCUCGAACUUUUCGAAAGUACCCUCACGUCACGCACCCUUAGCUCCUUCGUGCUUCUAAGUCAGAAUCAGCCAAUUGGCAUGGUUAUACUGGGACCACUAGAAGAUGGAACGGUGAUCCGGACGCAGUACGAUUUAAAACCGGAGCCUCGUAGACCUGAAACUGAUGCUACUGUGUUAGCGGGGGUGAUAUCUCCAGCCCUCGAGCCGCACGGGCGGUGGUAUAUGCGGGAUCUGCUCCGUCAAACACAGUACACUACUCUCUUUUGGAAGUGUCGACUAUUUGGAAAGGGCGAAGUGUGUCCGAGUCGUAAUCUUAUGUCUUUAACCGGGCACAUGGUCCCAAUACACCCGCGGCGUUCUGUGCCCAACAUAAGCAGCAAUAAAGACUUAGAUAAAAUAUUCCAGGAUGUGUCGACACCGUUCGCAUUAUGGAUACUGGAGCGCCCGUUGUUUUUGCCCAAAGUGUAUGUAAACAACAGUAUUGUUGUUGUCGGUGCUAGUCGCACCGGACUCGCUUUUUUAGAAACCCUUAUCAUGGGCCCCACAGCACAAUAUUUGACAUUCAGCAACAUAACAUUAGUGUCAGAGCAUGGUCUACCGACUGUGGGGGAGUGUUUGAAGGCAGCCGACACUUGCGUGCCAAGGAACGGACGCUACACCGACAAAUAUCUCAAAAGUAUCCCGUUUUACUUCUAUGUCGACGUCAUGUCAGCGGUUAUGGUCCAUAUUGACAGACAAAAAAAGUGUAUUCACUUGAGAGGCGGUGGCGUCAAGUACUAUGAUGAACUGGUACUCACCUGUGGUCAACAAUUCCAGCAUCCUGACUACUUGAAGGAGUCUCUGGAACUCGUAAAAGAAGUGGAGAAAGGCAAUCUUUGUGGCCGAAUUCCAAUGGACAACCCAAAAUAUCAGCCUGUUAAACUGCCCCAGCCUCCGGAGAUGCCAGAAAAUGUGAUGCUUAUCAAUUCCCUAUUCGAAGCCAAUCUCUCAAUGCGAAAGCUGAUGUGUUUGAUAUCAGAAUCCAAGAAUACAAAGCACUGUUUAAGCGAAGAGAAUCCAGUGGUGGUGUACGGGGUGUGUUUGGAAGUGUACAGUUGUAUGGCGGCAUUGCUGGAGUUGGGCCUAGCUCCCAGCACGAUCGCAUUCGUUGAACCCUUCCCUCCUGAUGAUAUCAAUGCUUUGCGGGUUAACUGUUUCAAUAAUGAAACUGUGGAUGAGAGAGUGCAAGCUAACUUGGAGCAGCUUGGUAUCCAUGUAUACCGCCGGUGCACACUAUUCAGUUGGCGGCAACGAAAUUCACGGGUUAUCAGGUUGAACCUCAUGGCUCCACUCCACGCUAUACGGCUACCUUGCUUCGCGCUCUUCUACUACGGUCUCAAAGCUAUUGACGUGAAUGCUUUUAAAGCUAUAACCGAGUGUGGUCUGGUGUACGACGGUGGGCUGGUGGUGGGUCCGUUGUUCGAGACCAACGACCCGCACGUUUACGGCGCCGGCUCUUGUACGCGGUACUCGCGCCGUCUGCACGCUGCUCGUCGCGAGCACUCGUACUACUGCUCCGAGGACGUCGGCGAGGCUGUGCGUAGCGCCCACUCACUUUCACUUCUUCCUCACCCUUUCACCUGCAUGCCACUAUCAUUUGCUACUACUACUGUUUUAAGGACGUCGGCGAGGUCGUGCGUAUCGCCUUUCUCUCUUCGCCUGCUCUCACUUACACGCUGCCACCAUUCGCAUUCUGUGCUAGCCAGGUUCUUUUUGCAGAAGCUAGACCCAUUCGUUAUCGGCAACCCAGAAGCUGACCUUACUGCUUCAGAACUCCUGCCUAGAUACAGUUCAAGUUUGCUUGCGUACAAAGGAUCUCAAGUAAGCGUUGAUGACACUAAUGUACCGAGCGCUACAAAGAUUGCACUUGGUUUACAAAGAAGAUGGCAACCAGUUAUGAAGUUCGAGUCACCCAUAUUGCAAUGUGCAACGUUGGUCGGAUCUAUGUAUUAUAUGAAGCUUAGGAAGCCAGGACCUGAGUUACCGAUGGAAGUUCAAUUGUCCAUGCCACACCAGGGCCACACCCUCAUCACUGAUAAGUCCGGAAACUAUUUUCGGCUGCAACUCAACGAUUUGCAUUGCGUGGAAUCUGUCACUUGUCUCUCGAAAAAAAACUUUUCCACCGAAGUUCUCUCGCAACUAUACGGAAAACACGAGUCUUUCUUCAACAAGCUUCUAGCUAGAUUUGAAAUGGGUGGAAUAGAUGAUUUAUACAGUUUCUUCACACAACCAUGGAUGGGAGCUCUUUACCAGGAGACAUUUGACGAACUAUUGAGAGAUAUUAAUGAACAAGAUGUGGGGACGGUCUACGACUUGGUAAAGUCAAGGUUCACUUUAGUAGAUGAAACAUCUAAGUCUAUAGUGACAUCACGGCAUUCGUCUGUUUGUUCUAAUAUCCCCAGCUGUGGGUUUGGACCUAAGGAGGCGAAAAAUCUUGGUACAUUUCGUUCUGUUAUUGACAGAUUCGUAGCUAGAAAAACGUCCAGCACACAAAUAGAGUGUGGUCAAGGUACAGCAAUCCGAGGCGAAGCACGGGCCUUCUGGAAUGCUGUAGGUGGCGAUCGCAUUGUGAUGGCUCAUAUCACGCGCUACCUAGCGAGGAACACCGUCACCAAUCCACACUACGCUAUAUCUAAACCCGAGUUCAUCUGAACAUCAAUGUACUUUAUAAAACAAAACCCAAAAAGAAAUCAACCUAUGAGUUGAUUUAUUACAUGAUUUGU
This is a messenger RNA of Galleria mellonella (greater wax moth), 4615 nucleotides long. Its product is annotated as cilia- and flagella-associated protein 61-like. The record is from RefSeq and is a predicted model, not a curated record. Lineage: Eukaryota; Metazoa; Arthropoda; Insecta; Lepidoptera; Pyralidae.